This is a messenger RNA of Alternaria rosae, 2211 nucleotides long. Its product is annotated as dynamin family protein-like protein. Bases 1 to 2211 code for a protein of 736 amino acids. Gene Ontology annotation, cellular component: microtubule; cytoplasm; membrane. NCBI's taxonomy places the organism in Eukaryota, Fungi, Ascomycota, Dothideomycetes, Pleosporales, Pleosporaceae. The transcript is spliced from 4 exons. The record is from RefSeq and is a predicted model, not a curated record. Gene Ontology annotation, molecular function: microtubule binding; GTP binding; GTPase activity.
AUGGCAAGUGGUAUAUCUAGCAAUCCUGAGUAUGAUGGCGUCGAGAUGUCAACCACAACGGUGCCGAUCGACCCGGACUCUGUCACUACAAGCUCGCUACAUGCUUUACAAUCUGCAGAUCAGCGCAAGGUUAUGGAUAUUGUAGACAAGCUGAGACGUACAGGUCUCAGUGGUAUUGUGGAACUACCCCAGCUCGUAGUCUGCGGCGACCAGUCAUCUGGUAAAAGCUCUGUGCUUGAGGCUAUCACGGAGAUUCCGUUUCCUCGUAAGGAAAACCUGUGCACGCGAUUUGCAACUGAAAUUAUCCUCCGUCGUUCUGCAUCGUCCACCAGCACAAUCACGAUCACUCCAGACAAGCUUCGCCCAAAGUCAGAGCAAGCCAAGCUCAAAUCGUUCAGCAAGUCCAUGAAUGACUUCUGCCAGCUUCCAGAUGUAAUCGAAGAGGCGACACAAGCGAUGGGCCUGGGGGCCGUAGGUGGGAUCAAUUCAAGGGCAUUCUCUCGUGAUGUACUAUCGAUCGAAAUCACCGUGAUGAUCAGAACUCUUGUGGACCUUCCAGGUCUCAUCCAUGCAACCAACAAAGCACAGACAGAGACCGACAAAGAGCUGAUCUUGAACCUGGUCAAGGAGUAUAUGGAAAAUCCACGUACCAUCAUCUUGGCAGUGGUUAGCGCAAAGAAUGAUUACGCCAAUCAAAUCAUUCUCGACCACUGUCGCAAGAUCGACGAGCAGGGCCGUCGUACCCUUGGUAUCAUCACCAAGCCUGACUUCCUCCGUGAAGGCACUGACAAUGAGCUGAUCUUGCUCGAGUUGGCUCAGAACAAAGACAUCUACUUGGAGCGCGGUUGGCACAUACUCAAGAAUCGUGACGAGGACUUGUUCUUCAGCAAGGGUCGUUACGCGGAUCUGCCUCGAGAGUGUGUUGGAAUCAAUUCUUUGUGCGAGCGUCUCAGUCAAGUGCUGCUCAAUCAUUUGAUCAAGGAGCUGCCUUCUUUGAAGGACGAAAUGAUCAGCAAGCUUCAGGGUACCAUUACAGAGAUUGGGAAGCUAGGUGACAGGCGUAACACCACUCAUGAGCAGCGCAUGGUUCUGAUGAAGAUCAGCAUGCGCAUCAGCGACAUCCUGAAUUCUGCUACUAAGGGCUACUACGAGUCGUCAUUCUUCGGACCAAUCAAUAUGGACGCAGCUGUUGAUGCAUCUGAAAACAUUCGCCGCUUUCGAGCCGUGGUCCAACACCUCAACAUCAACUUCGCCACCGAUAUGCGCUUGAGAGGUCAUAAAUACGCAUUCGGAGCCGGACCCGGUGACGAAGAGCGAGAAAUCGAAGAGGAUGUAAAAGCGCAGAAAGAGCUUGAAGAUCUCGAAGAACAUCCAGGGCUCAUGUUCCUUCCUAAGCCCACAAAGCUUACGCGUCAAGAAGCCAUCAAGUGGGUCAAAAAGACCCUGGAGCGCUCUCGUGGCUACGAGCUUCCUGGCACGUUUCAGCCAAUGCUGAUAUCACAGCUUUUCUGGGAGCAGUCCCAGCCAUGGGAGCACAUCGCUUCUCAACAUGUCGGCACAAUUGCGAGUGCUUGUAAGGAGUUCAUCGAUACGGUUCUCCAAGCUGCCGCUCCAUCUGAGUUUAAAGAUAGAGUUAGUACUCUCUACGUAGAUAGUGCUCUAACCCAGGCCCUUACUGGCGCGAAAGAAGAACUGCACAAGAUCCUCAAAGACAAAGACCGCCACCCAACCACAUACAACCACUACUUCACCACCACCGUACAAAAGAUGCGUCAGCGAAAGCAUCAAAAGAUCAUAAAGAAAGCUUCAAAAGCCUCAGAAGUCAGCAUAUAUGAUUGCGAGGACAAGUUGCGAAAGUACGUUGACCCUGGUAAGCUCACAGAGGCUAUGGACAAAGCGAUAGAGCCGGAUAUGGACGUCUUCUCAAGCCAGGAUGCUCUCGAUACUGAGCGCGCGUUUUACAAAGAUGAGAUGAAAUACUUCGUCAACGCCGUGACCAAGGCUGUCAUUGAGCGUCACCUGGUCGAACCCCUCCCUGACAUCAUUCUAUCACCUCUGGUUGUGACGCAGAUGACAGAGAAAGAGGUCGAAUUCAUUGCUGCUGAACCUCCCGAAACGACGCAGCAGCGUCUUUAUCUAGACUCCAGAAAGAACAUGUUAGAGAAAGGUCUAGAGACGUUCAGAGAGGCUAUGGGCGGGCUAAAGCGCUAG